Messenger RNA from Zophobas morio, 2419 nucleotides. It is a transcript of the gene stet, whose product is annotated as protein rhomboid. The transcript has 9 exons. Gene Ontology annotation, molecular function: serine-type endopeptidase activity. The coding region runs from base 131 to 1501 and encodes 456 amino acids. The record is from RefSeq and is a predicted model, not a curated record. Gene Ontology annotation, cellular component: membrane. Lineage: Eukaryota; Metazoa; Arthropoda; Insecta; Coleoptera; Tenebrionidae.
UUUCUUUGGACGGUUUGAGAGGGAAAAGGGUUUGAAAAGGGUCGCGGAGGGGAAAGUGUGCGUGGAAACGUUUUUCGUCCAGAAAGUGGCUUAGCCGUGCCGCAAACCGCUCUAUGCAGGUCUCCAUACUAUGCUCUCGCAUUCAGCGUGGCCCCAUCGAGUAUCGCCCUCUACAAGUCACAUCCUUCGAACUAGUUUAACACAUGCGCAGUCCGAAGAGUCCGGUAUCGAACCAGGACACAUUGCCACAAUCACCGGAUCUUUGAAUUCAUUUCCGGAUCAUGAUCCUGAUCAUUACGACACCGAUCACACGGAUUUAGCCAGUGAAUCGGACGAAGCCGAAUUGAGGAGGGUUUUAUUAAGAGAUCAAUGGCGUCAGUUUUUCGACAAGUACGAUCCAGAAGGCUUUGGGGAAAUCCCCUGGUCCGACCUAGUCACUGCCAUGUCCGACCCCGAGUUCCGCCACCGAGUAGGGACCGGAAAGCGCGAAAUACUUCUAGAGAAAGCCAGAACUGCCAACACCCCGGCGAUAACAUUCCAAGACUUCGUCAAUGUGAUGACCGGUAAAAGAUCAAGGAGUUUUAAAUGUGCGGUCCAUCACAGAGACCGGGAGGUUUCCUCUGAAAACGAUUUCCAUCUGCUUCUAGUCGAGCCGCCCCUGUUCCGCAGGAUGGUCAAUAUAGUGGCGGAUGAAUUCCUAACGGACGAAAGAGACCGGAAGUACUAUGCCGACCACUACACCUGCUGCCCCCCGCCCCUAUUUAUUAUAAUCAUCACUCUAGUCGAGUUGGGAUUUUUCACCUACUACAGUGUCAGCACUGGAGAGCUCAAUCCGGCCGGACCUGUACCCAUAGAUUCCAUUUUUAUCUACCGACCCGACAAACGAAUUGAGAUAUGGAGGUUCUUGCUCUACAUGAUGCUCCACGCAGGGUGGCUCCAUCUAGGCUUCAAUUUAGUGGUUCAAAUGCUGGUGGGUCUCCCCCUGGAGAUGGUGCACGGGUCCGGACGAGUAGCCUUGAUCUACAUGGCAGGCGUAGUUGCCGGUUCACUAGGAACUUCAGUCUUCGAUACCGACGUCUACCUCGUAGGUGCUUCUGGGGGCGUUUACGCCCUCUUGGCAGCCCAUCUGGCCAACGUCCUCCUCAACUACAAUAACAUGCAGUGCGGGAUCCUGAGGCUAUUCGGCAUCCUCGCCAUCGCGUCUUGCGACGUGGGCUACGCCAUCUACUCGCGUUACGCCGCCGAGAGCAUGGGUCCGCCAGUGUCGUACGUGGCGCACUUGACGGGGGCGCUGGCGGGGCUGACGAUCGGACUGCUGGUCUUGAAGAACUUCGAGCAGAAGCUGCACGAGCAGCUGCUGUGGUGGGUGGCGCUGGGGGUGUACGCUGCCUGCACGAUCUUCGCGAUCCUCUUCAACGUCAUGAACCCGACAGUCGAGACCGUGGAGAAUCUGGGGGACGGUGUGAAUAGUCAGUACGUGUAUAAUAGGUUCGGGGUAUAGCCCCGAUUGUUAUUGGUUAUUUUUUGUACAGAAAUAUUUGUACUGAGAUCGUGUGAUGUUUAGGGAGUUUAUAGUGAAAGUUGUCAAUCGUCGGUGUAAAAUCGGACGCGUCACAGUCGGAACGGCGUUCGGAGUGUGACGGGUCGGCAUUUAGUUCGUUUGUUUUUUUUUUUAUGUUCUUGGAGAUUUAUUUCUCAACGUACUGAAACUUACACAGAUGAAUCCAUUCCAAGUAAUAAGUCCGAACCUGUUACUAAUAACAAAAAUAAAUCUUCGAGGAACGCGUUUGUAUAUAAUUUUUUUUGUAUAUAAAUAUUUAUAUUUAUUUAAUCUAGACCAAAGACUGAAACGAAGAAAUUUUCUUUUAUUUACGUUUAGUUGGGGGAAUUAUUGUCAAACUGUUAGCAUUUAUCAAGUUCCUAAAACGUUAUCAACAGGAGUGAGAGAACGAUGUUUUUCCAGUAACAAUUCCAUUAUGUAGAGGCAGUUCUUUUUGACAAUGAUUUCCGAGGUUUUCACCACGACUUAGGUUACUUUCAGUCUACACCAGUGAAAAAUGAGAUGAAAGCCUAAGAUGUUACUUUCUAUUUCAUUUUCUGAGUGAUAUUAUUAAACUAGUCAUAAAACAUAAGUAUAAGCCUACCAAAGAAAGUGCUAGUUAAUUCUAUUUACACAAUAAUGUAUUCGAAGCCUUAUAGGUAGACGAUUUUCAAUGUAUAUCACAAAGAAAUUGUAUUUUUUUACACUCAGGUAGACCACUGUUCACUCAUAUAUUGUAAAAUAGAACUGAUAGACAGGUAUUUCUUUUUAUGAUACCUUUAUUCCAUUUUUGUUUUGUUAUUUUUGUCGUUUCACACUGUUUUACAAUUAUUACAUUACUUCCAUACCGAAAAUAGAAAUAAAACGAUUUAAACCUAA